Messenger RNA from Pogoniulus pusillus (Red-fronted tinkerbird), 4960 nucleotides. It is a transcript of the gene SLC6A15, whose product is annotated as solute carrier family 6 member 15. Gene Ontology annotation, cellular component: plasma membrane. Gene Ontology annotation, biological process: L-leucine transport; sodium ion transmembrane transport. NCBI's taxonomy places the organism in Eukaryota, Metazoa, Chordata, Aves, Piciformes, Lybiidae. Gene Ontology annotation, molecular function: proline:sodium symporter activity. The coding region runs from base 497 to 2686 and encodes 729 amino acids. The transcript has 12 exons. The record is from RefSeq and is a predicted model, not a curated record.
CGGCAGCGGACGCCUCCCGCCUCCUCCGCCUGCCGCUGCCGCCUCUGCCUCCUCGCCUCCCGCGGAGGAGAUGCUGCUGCAGGCGGGGGGGCGCUGCUCCUUACGUCAGGAGGUGCGGUUCCCCCGGCCCGGCGCUGCCCUCCCCUUUCCUCUCCCCCCGCCGCUUUUAUGUCUGUCUUUAAACGCCGUCGCAGUGAGGGUUGAGCACAUGUGCCUACCACCGCCUGCUCGCAGCUGAGCUCCGCGCCUGAACGGACGCACUCUCCACCCCUGGCCCCUCAUCAUCCCUCGCUUCCUGCCGCUGUCGCGGGCGGAGAUACUUUCAGUAGAACAAACACUGAGAAGCAGAAGUCCUUACUCUUGAUUCUGAGGUGUCAAAGGCUCAUCGGGCAGCAUCGUCAGUCUGUUUCCUCUGCAUUCUUGGCCAGAGGGGGAGCUUUCUUCAGGGCCUGUCCAUCUCUGCACUUGACUUGUUACUGUUUUUCUCAUACUACAAAUGCCUAAGAACAGCAAAGUAGUGAAAAGAGAACUAGAUGAUGAUGUCAUUGAGUCGGUUAAGGACCUCCUUUCUAAUGAAGACUCUGCAGAUGAUGCCUUUAAGAAGAGCGAGCUGAUGGUUGAUGAUCAGGAAGAAAAAGACACAGAUGUUGAGGAAGGCUCUGAUGUGGAAGAUGAAAGACCUGCUUGGAACAGCAAACUCCAGUAUAUUCUGGCACAAGUUGGAUUUUCUGUGGGCUUGGGGAAUGUGUGGCGGUUCCCAUACCUCUGUCAGAAAAAUGGUGGAGGUGCCUAUCUUGUGCCAUACUUGGUCUUGCUGCUGAUAAUAGGAAUUCCACUCUUCUUCCUGGAGCUUGCUGUGGGGCAGAGGAUCCGCCGAGGGAGUAUCGGUGUGUGGAAUUAUAUCAGCCCCAAACUCGGAGGAAUUGGAUUUGCCAGCUGUGUAGUAUGUUUCUUUGUGGCCCUGUACUACAAUGUCAUUAUUGGAUGGAGUCUGUUUUACUUUUCCCAGUCUUUUCAGCAUCCUUUACCAUGGGACCAGUGUCCUUUAGUUAAAAAUACUUCUCAUACCUUUGUGGAGCCUGAGUGUGAGAAAAGUUCAGCAACCACUUAUUACUGGUACAGAGAAGCACUGAAUAUUUCUAGCUCUUUGUCUGAAAGUGGGGGUUUAAAUUGGAAGAUGACUAUCUGCUUGCUGGCUGCCUGGGUCAUGGUAUGCCUGGCCAUGAUCAAAGGCAUUCAGUCUUCAGGCAAAAUCAUGUAUUUUAGUUCCCUUUUCCCUUAUGUGGUACUUUUAUGCUUUCUGAUCAGAGGACUGCUCCUUAAUGGGUCAGUGGAUGGAAUUCGUCACAUGUUCACACCCAAGCUUGAAAUAAUGCUGGAGCCCAAGGUCUGGAGAGAAGCUGCUACUCAGGUGUUCUUUGCCUUAGGGCUUGGAUUUGGUGGAGUCAUUGCCUUUUCAAGCUACAACAAGAGAGACAACAACUGCCAUUUUGAUGCUGUACUGGUGUCCUUCAUCAAUUUUUUCACUUCUGUGCUGGCAACUUUGGUGGUGUUUGCAGUUCUGGGCUUCAAAGCCAAUAUCAUAAAUGAAAAAUGUGUUAUCCAAAAUUCAGAGAAGAUCUUAAAGCUUUUGAAAGUAGGCAAUCUGAGCCAGGAUAUGAUACCACAUCAUAUCAAUUUCUCCAGCAUUACAGCAGGAGAUUACAAUUUAGUUUAUGACAUUAUUCAGAAAGUGAAAGAGGAAGAGUUUGAUGCCCUUGGCCUGAAGUCGUGUCAAAUUGAAGAUGAACUUAACAAGGCAGUUCAAGGAACUGGUUUAGCUUUUAUUGCCUUCACAGAAGCAAUGACCCAUUUCCCUGCUUCUCCCUUCUGGUCAGUCAUGUUCUUCCUCAUGUUGGUAAAUUUGGGACUUGGAAGUAUGUUUGGAACCAUUGAAGGCAUCAUCACACCCAUUGUUGAUACUUUCAAGGUCAGGAAAGAAAUUCUUACUGUUAUCUGCUGCUUGGUAGCAUUUUUCAUUGGGCUGAUCUUCGUGCAGCGCUCUGGCAAUUACUUUGUGACGAUGUUCGACGACUACUCAGCUACUCUGCCCCUGCUGAUUGUGGUCAUUCUGGAGAACGUUGCAGUCACCCGAAUUUAUGGUGUGGACAAAUUUAUGGAGGAUCUGAAGGAUAUGCUUGGGUUUUCUCCAAGCCAGUAUUACUACUACAUGUGGAAGUAUGUUUCACCUUUAGUAUUGCUGUGUUUGCUGGUAGCUAGCAUUGUCCAAAUGGGAUUAAGUCCUCCUGGCUACAACGCUUGGAUUGAAGAUAUGGCUACAGAGGAGUUCCACAGCUACCCAACCUGGGGAAUGAUUGUCUGUAUAUCUCUGAUGGUGUUGGCCAUACUGCCAGUCCCCAUAGUCUUUGUGGUGCGCCGUUGUAACCUCAUCGAUGACAGCUCCGGCAGUUUGGCAUCUGUAUCCUACAAAAGAGGACGGAUAAUCAAAGAACCUGUUAACCUGGAGGGAGAUAACACGAGUCUAAUUCAUGGGAAGAGUCCAAGUGAAGUGCCCUCUCCAAAUUUUGGCAAGAACAUCUAUCGGAAACAAACUGCAUCUCCAGCUCUGGACACUGCUCCCAAUGGUCGCUAUGGGAUUGGGUACCUGAUGGCAGACAUGCCUGAUAUGCCAGAGUCUGAUCUGUAACUGCAGAAAAGAAAUGCCAUUUGUUGUCUCCUCUCUUCUCUCUCACUGACCGUGGCUCUCCAACGAGGGGUGGUCACCUUCACAUGCUAGGGUGUGAUCUCAGGUGCUCCCUAGCGGCAGCCUUCACAACGCCGCGACUGUACCUACAGGUUGAGAGAACUCCCUUUGGAGGAAUCCUCUGGGUUUUUAUUUGCACUGGGGGGAACACAUUCACAACCACUGGCAGGCUACAUCUAUCAGCAUAGCCACAAAUUGGAUUGAAAAAAAACAAACCAACCCCCCCCCAAAUAUUCAUUUCUAAACUCAAAGUUUUCUAUCUCUGAAGUCUUACUCAAAGGAUAAAACACAUCUGAGCUAAUACUGCUGGUCUCACUCACACAAUAACAUGUUUCUGAGUUAAUACCACUGGCCAAGCCCAGGUCUCACUCAAAUGAUGAACUAUUUCUGAGGUAACACCACUGAAAAAUCUGUUUGUUUGUUUGCUUGCUUUUGUUUCUUUGCUUUUGUUUGCCUUUGCUUUGUUUGCUUUUGUGUCUUUGUCUGCUUUUGCUUCUUUGUCUGCUUUUGUUAGUUUGCUUUUGUUUGCCUUUGUUUGCUUUUGGUUUUGUUUGUUUUUGUUUGCUUGCUUUUCUUUGCCUUUGUUUCUUUCUUUUUGUUUGUUUGCCUUCGUUUGGCUUUGGUUUUGUUUGCUUUUCUUUGCCUUUGUUUCUUUCUUUUUGUUUGCCUUUGUUUGGCUUUGGUUUUGUUUGCUUUUCUUUACCUUUGUUUCUUUGUUUUUGUUUGCCUUUGGUUUUGGGCUUGUUUGCUUUUGUUUGUCUUUGCUUUUGUUUGAUUGACUUUGCUUUUGGUUUUUGUUUGCUUAGGUUUCUUUGUUUGCUUUUCUUUGCCUUUGUUUCUUUGUUUUUGUCUGACUUUGUUUGGUUUUGGUUUUGUUUGUUUUUGCUUUUGUUUCUUUUUUUGCUUUUGUUUGUCUUUGCUUUUGAUUUUGGUUUUGUUGCUUUUGUUUGCUUUUCUUUGUUUUUGUUUCUUUGCUUUUCUUUCUUUGCUUUUGUUUGCUUUUGUUUCUUUGCCUUUGGCUGCUUUUGGUAUUGUUUGGGUUUUGUUUUGUUUGCUUUUGUUUCUUUGCCUUUGUCUGCUUUUGGUAUUGUUUGGGUUUUGUUUUGUUUGCUUUUGUUUCUUUGCCUUUGUUUGCCUUUGUUUGCUUUUGCUUUUGUUUGUUUCUUGGUUUGUUUCCCUUUGUUUGUCGUUGUUUGCUUUUGUUUCUUUACCUUUUUUUGCUUUUGUUUGUUUCUUGGUUUGUUUGCCUUUGUUUUUGUUUCUUUGCCUUUGUUUGCUUUUGUUUGCUUCUUGGUUUGUUUGCCUUUGUUUGCUUUUGUUUCUUUACCUUUGUUUGCUUUUGUUUCUUUGCCUUUGUUUGCUUUUGUUUGUUUCUUGGUUUGUUUGCCUUUGUUUGCUUUUGUUUGUUUGCCUUUGUUUCUUUGUUUGCUUUUGUUUGUAUGCUUUUGUUUCUUUGUUUGGGGGGAUUUGUUUGUUUUGUUUUCCUGCUUUCAGGUUUAACUCUCCAGUAUUAAAAGCGAGCUCAGAAGCAGUUCAAACCAAACCCACGUGUGUGUGUAAACACAGGUGCAUAUAGACCUUCUGUAGAUAUGCUGUACCUCCUUUAUGAGCACUGAUAAUUACUUUAGGCUAUUAGCAGAGGGGAAAAAAACCCCAAACCCCACAAACCUGCAAACUAUUUUCAUAUGUAAUAGCUGUAUAGAGCAAUAGCAUUAGAAAAAAACCAAGGAGUGGACUUACAGGGAGGCUAGGCAGGAUUCCCUGUCCACUGGGGAACUGCAUAAACUGUGGCUGUAUAUUUUUGUGUACAAUAAAUCUGCUUUUUAUUUCAGUGUGAAAGCAAAGUUAGAGUGAGUCACUCCAAGAAUAUUUAAAGGAUGGUGCAGAUUCUGCAUUUUUUUUCUAUGCUGUGUGCCUAAAACAAACAAAAAAAAAAAAGAAAACAAAAGAAUCUUGAUAUUUAUUGUGGUUACCAGAUUACAUAUAUCUUAUAUUUAUAUAAUAUAGUUGUAAUGUAAAUAUGUAUAUGAUUAUGUAUCUCAGCAUUUCCAAAGUUGAAGCUCAAGACAGCUGUUGGUUUUUUUUUUUUGGUUGGUUUUCAUUAACUUCCCUUAAGUUUUGCUUCUGUUUUAUGCAGAUUAUUUUCUCCAGUCAGCAAUUGUUAAGAACUGUUAAUGGCAUUACAUUUUAACCUAGGAAUAAAGAGAUUGACAAGUG